AUGGGGUUGUCAAGGUUUAAUCAAGAUGCUACAUGUUUUGUAACUAGUUCUGAGGGAAAUUCUGUUACUAUAUAUAACUGUGAUCCAUUUGGGAAGUGUUUUGAAAUGGUUGAUGAAGACACUCAGAAUAUAGGUGAUGAUGAUGCUAGAGGUGAUGAUAAUAGUGGUGGUGAUGAUGAUCUUUUAGUUGAGAUGUUAUUUUCUACUAAUUUGGUGGCUAUUGUUCAUAGAAAACAGGGGAUUCUUAAAUCUAAAAAAUUAAAGAUAGUUAAUAUUAAGAGGAAGACAAUUAUUUGUGAAUUAUCGUUUCCUCAUCCAAUUCAAGAUGUUGUUAUGAAUCGUAAACGUGUCUGUGUAUUGCUUAAUAGUGAUCAGAUUCAUAUUUAUGAUAUUUCAUGUAUGAAACACUUACACACAAUUGAUAUUUGGGAUAGUCAAGUUAAGAGCAUUACAGGGCAGGGAGUAGAUUCUCUUUCUAAUUCAGGUACAAGCAAUAUGACAAGUUUGAGGGAAAGAUCAAGUACAUUUUCCAAGUCUAUUAGUCCAAAAAUAUGUUUGAGUAAUGAUGACAGAAGCAUUUUAGCUUUCAAUUGUUAUAGUACUUCUUCUAAAUCAGUCAUUCUUAAUGACGUAGUUAUUUUUGAUGCUUUGAAUAUCUCUCCUCUUAAUUAUAUCAACUCAGUUCACAAGGGUAAUGUUGCUUCUCUGGCAAUUAGUCCAGAUGGUAAAUUCAUCGCUACCGCUUCAGAAAAGGGUACACUAGUGAGAAUAUUCAAUACAGGCGCUGAAACAGAAAGUGAAUUAUUAACACCCUUAUUAUAUGAAUUUAGACGUGGCAAUAGACCCUGUAAUAUCAAUCAAUUGACCUUUAACAGUGAUUCUACUUUACUUGGGUGUGUAGGUGAUUCUGACACUAUUCACAUUUUCAAAUUAGAUUCAACAAGCAGGUUAUUAUCCAUGUCAGUAAAUUCAGAGGACAAUUCACACAUAACAAGUGAGGAUAUUAAAGCAUUAAGGAAAGAUCCAAAUUCAAAACAAUUUACAAAAUUAAUAUCAAAAACAAUUAAAAAAUCAAUUCCAAGUCAAGCAUUACGUCGUGAUUUCGCUCAUAUAACUAUCAAAAAUACGAAGACUAAACACAUACUAGGAUUCCCAAAAGAAUUCAUGAACCAAGUAUACGUUUUAAGUAACGAUGGUUCCUUCUUUAUCUAUUCUUUACCAUCAACUUCUGGGUCUUGUGUCUUAUCCAAACAGAACGACUUUAAAUAG
Messenger RNA from Vanderwaltozyma polyspora DSM 70294, 1269 nucleotides. It is a transcript of the gene ATG21, whose product is annotated as Atg21p. Gene Ontology annotation, biological process: autophagy of mitochondrion; nucleophagy; protein localization to phagophore assembly site. The coding region runs from base 1 to 1269 and encodes 422 amino acids. Gene Ontology annotation, molecular function: phosphatidylinositol-3-phosphate binding; protein binding; phosphatidylinositol-3,5-bisphosphate binding. Lineage: Eukaryota; Fungi; Ascomycota; Saccharomycetes; Saccharomycetales; Saccharomycetaceae. Gene Ontology annotation, cellular component: extrinsic component of membrane; fungal-type vacuole membrane; phagophore assembly site membrane. The transcript has a single exon. The record is from RefSeq and is a predicted model, not a curated record.